AUGCUCGCAAGUCAGGCCUUGGGCUCUCUGAAGUUUGUCUGCUGUGCUCUUCCAGCACGAGGCUUACGCGCGACUCUGAACUGGGAGCUGUCGCGGAAAUUCUGGUUUUCCUUCCUCUGCAUCGUCACCAUUUGCGCCAAACUCCUUCACAUCUAUGCCCACUGGGACUCGAUUCCUCUCACUCAGCUUCUGUUAUGGGGCUCAACAUUCUUUCUGCAAGAUAUUAUUUUUCUAAUGAUAGGUUAUGUCCUGACUCUACACUACCACCGCAAAUGGGCCUGUGUUCUAGCAGGUCUGGUCGUUGUCCCCAUGAGCCUCGUGCUCUCGGUCAUGGCUGCGGCUAAUACCUCUUUCUUUUUCCUGACCGGCGCGGAGAUUCACUGGCGACAAGCAGGAUCCGUUAAUCGGGAUCCUGCAUCAGUCAAUACUCUCCUCACUGGUCUUACCGGGCUUGUUAUUGUGGAAGUCAUCUUCUUCAUCGCCUCGAUAUUUGCUUCACCGUACCCAUUCCAUGCUGCAGAGGCAGUCAUUGGGGUUUGGGUUGUUGUUGUAGGUGCCGUGUUUAAGCCGCUCGCGCGAUUUGCCUUGGGCCAAAUCAACCGUCUAGGUCGGGGGAAGAAAUGGCUCUCAAGACUCAAUAUCUAUGAGCCUGUACCGCUAAGUGACUACAGUGAUGAGCAGGAAAAGACACUUCCACACUCAAGCUCUCUACUCGACCUACCACAACUAGACGAUCAUCUGAGUUCUACUAGCUGGAGCCUGUGGAUCAAAAGAUCCCUUUUCAUUAUUCCAAUUUCCGUUGUGCUUUUGCUUCGGGUCUUGCGACCUGUCGACUCGGCCUACACAUACCUGUCGCACACUCUCGCACUUUCGCCAUUUGUUGGUGUUGACCCGAAGAGCAGGCUCACAGAAAUGCUUGGCAAUAUUGAAUUAAAUGGGAGGCGCACCGCUCUGGGCUCUCCUGUCCCGUUCGAUUGGCUUCCAGAGGGGGAUUGGCCAGGAUUCCGGGACUGGAAAGUUUCUUCAACCGGAGAAUACGAGCAUCAGCAUUACAAUCCCGCGAAUGACCCCCUUCGUGUCUCCAACCUCGACGAAGGAAUUCUCGAACCUCUUCGUGACGUGCUCAAGAGUGAAGACUUCAAGAUCAAGCACGUUCUGGUUUUCAAGAUGGAGAGCACCCGGUAUGAUGUAUUCCCUCUCCGGAAGGGAUCCUAUAUGCACAAUCGUAUCUUGGAAUCUUACAAGGGUAAAAUCCCGAAGGAGGUCCAGGCCCGUCUGGCCAAUUUGACUCACACGGCCGAACGUCUUACUGGAACGGAGUCCGGACUGCACAAGAACGGCACUGUCAAGCCGUACGGCGGUAUCCAUGCUACGAACUCCUAUACGGCAGGUACAUUCACCUUGAAGAGCAUUGAGGGAACGACAUGCGGUCUCGCCCCGCUGGUCAGGGAUUUCAAUCACGAAUACGAGCAUCACAUUUAUCAACCGUGCAUGCCACAUGUUCUGGACGUCCUCAGUGCAAACACAAACAACAGCAAGAGCGACGACUUUGUUGACUGGCCAUGGCGACCAAGAUUCAUGCAGUCGAUCACCGACACAUAUGACCACCAAAACCUCCUCACGCCUGCCUUGGGAUUCAAGCCUGAGAAUAUCUUGACCUCGGAAGCUAUCGACAAAGAGCACUUGAACGACACAUCUUUCCACGGCGAGAAAUUCAACUUCUGGGGCUACCCAGAUCAUGACCUUGCCGGAUAUUUCAGAGAUGUCAUCCACCAAGCGGAGCGUGACCACGAACGACUCUUCAUCACUCACCUCACUGGUAUCACGCAUCAUCCGUGGGACACCCCCGGCAAACACUACAAAGACCUUAUGAGCCAGUCUUGGGGUGGAAACAGUCGCGAUAUCAACCGGUAUCUCAAUACCAUCGGCAUCAACGAUAAAUGGUUUGGUCAAGUUCUGGAUAUCCUCGCGGAAACUGGUAUUGCCAACGAGACUCUCGUCGUUAUGACCGGUGACCAUGGCCUUUCUCUUUUGGAAGAUAACAGCAUUACUCCAUACGACAAUCCCCAUGUGGCUAACUUUCACGUUCCUCUGGUGAUCUCUAACCCACUCCUCCCGCCCAUCGAAAUCAAUUCCUCUGUCAGCUCCAUUCAGAUCCUUCCCACUAUCCUUGAUCUCCUCAAAGAAUCCGGCUCCCUUGACGAAAUCAGCACUCGUGCCAUCAGCGAGCUACUGCCGAUCUACGAGGGCCAAUCCAUGAUUCGACCGAUCGUCAGCGAAAACGAACACACCCAAUACUAUCAAUUCACCGUCAUGAAUACCGGAGGCUCAAUGGUCGCCAUGCGAUCUGCUUCUCAUUCCUUCCGCCUCGUGGUCCCUCUCGUCCCAGAGGUUGAAUGGCGAUUCACUGACAUCGAGUCCGACCCACAUGAGAAACACCCCAUCAAGUCAUUUGACCUUGAAUCUCUGAAGACUGCUAUCGCCCUGGAACAUAGCGCAGAUGCAGUACAAUGGGUAAACAGCGCAGCUCAGGCUGGUCAAUGGUGGAUUGCCGACAAUUGGCGUCGCUACGAAUAUUCCCCAGUAUGA
Penicillium chermesinum is the source of this 2589-nucleotide messenger RNA. RefSeq lists its product as uncharacterized. Bases 1 to 2589 code for a protein of 862 amino acids. Lineage: Eukaryota; Fungi; Ascomycota; Eurotiomycetes; Eurotiales; Aspergillaceae. The record is from RefSeq and is a predicted model, not a curated record. The transcript has 4 exons.